Molecule: messenger RNA, 813 nt
Organism: Peronospora matthiolae
Lineage: Eukaryota; Oomycota; Peronosporomycetes; Peronosporales; Peronosporaceae
Source: the annotation of a GenBank genome assembly
AUGACAGAGACAUUGAAUGUCAUAGUCAAUGAUGGAUCAAGUGUAGGCGCUUAUACACUUGAUCUGAUUGCGCCUCCGAAGUUGACUUCGGAGAUCACUCAGUUGCCAACGCUCGAACAUAAAUGGUUCUUGCGUGAUCUGCGUAGUGGCAAAGUCAAGCAGAUCUGCAUACUCGUCGCUGACGACGAGUGUAUAACCGACAUAAGGUCAGCAACAGUGUUUACUGAGAACGAGAGAGUUCUCAGUAGUUCAUCGAUGGACGAGAGCGUCCUAGAUGAAAAGACACGAGUUGAGCGAUAUGACUCCCAAUCGUGGGAAUCGCUCAAGACAAAUCCUCUCUAUGAAGAUUUGGUUGAAUUCAAGGAUGUAUUCCCUGAAACUGUUCCGUGCGAAUUACCGAAGGAUAAAGGUAUUCGACACGAGGUCGAGCUUAAACCAGGCUCGAAGUACUGUGUCAUGAAGCAGUGGCCACUGCCUCGUGAACAAGUACUUGCGAUCGACAAGUUCUUUGCCGAUCGUUUAGCUGCGGGACAUGUGAGGGAAUCAACUUCCCCACAUAGCUCUCCGACCUUCUGUGUGCGAAAAGCAACAGGAGGGUGGCGGAUAGUGCAUGCAUUUAACAAGUUGAAUGCUGCAACGGUACCGGCUCAGACGCCGAUACCGAGGAAGGACGUAAUCAUUGAUGGUAUGUCAAAGAGUACCAUCUUUUCGUCCAUGGAUUUGAUGGAUGGCUUCUAUCAAAUCCUUAUGCGGAACGGGAUAUACCCUAUACCGCAGUUAGCACGCCUAGCGGCAUGCUCUGGGAAUGGCUAG